Molecule: messenger RNA, 1687 nt
Organism: Phalaenopsis equestris
Lineage: Eukaryota; Viridiplantae; Streptophyta; Magnoliopsida; Asparagales; Orchidaceae
Product: monoacylglycerol lipase-like
Exons: 7
Coding region: 164-1438 (424 amino acids)
Cellular component (GO): membrane
Molecular function (GO): lipase activity
Source: RefSeq, a predicted model, not a curated record
AGGGACUGCUUUUUCAAUGUAUACAAAUUCUACAUAUGAGUGCUAUUAGUCAUAAUCUCGACUUUUAUAAGGAGGAGGAAGCUGAACGGCACCAACUAGAUGUCUUCCUCUUCUUCCUUUUCUCUCUCCAUUCUCUCUCAUCUAUAAAUAACGGUCCUUUUGUAUGAAACCCGCAAGAAAAGACCCACCUUUCGUUCCCAUCGCCGCAGAUUUCUCACCGUGGACGGAGAUGGAGAGGGGAAUCGCGCCGGUUGAGGAGCUCACAUCAGGAGCUAGCAGCCGCAUCAUUCCGGUUUUCAGGGAUGUGCGCCGUUCCAUUAUCUCCCGUGAGGCGGCCAUCCGCUUGUUGCUCUUCCUUCACUCCUUUUUCCUCUGGUUUCUAAUCCUUAUUCGUCUCCGCGGCGGGCGGAGCGCGCUCUCUUCGAAGUCGUCGGUCAUGGCCGGUUCCCCUCUGCCAUCUCCGAGGCGGAGGGGGGUUGUGUUUAGAAAGGGAGGGAGGUUGUCGGCGAAGGAGGAAGAAGAUGCGAAGAGGAGGAGGGCUUUAGCGGAGCAGGUGGAGAUGGUGUUUCCUUUAAACGGUGCUAGAUGCUUAUGCGAGAGUUUUGUGGUCAUGGGAACGAAGAGGAACGCGCUCUUCUGCCGCUCGUGGGUUCCUGCGACCGGAAACAUGAAGGCUAUUUUGCUGAUUAUUCAUGGUCUCAACGAGCACAGUGGAAGAUACGCACAUUUCGCAUCACAAUUGACGUCAUGCGGCUUUGGAGUAUUUGCAAUGGAUUGGAUUGGCCAUGGUGGUAGUGAUGGAUUGCAUGGAUAUGUCCCUUCAUUAGAUUGGGUGGUUGCGGACACUGAACUAUUCCUGGAGAAGAUUAGAGAAGAAAAUCCUGGCGUGCCUUGUUUUCUCUUUGGUCACUCUACCGGGGGUGCGGUGGUGUUGAAGGCAGCUUUACUUUCUCAAAUGGUAGCAGCUCUGGAGGGAAUUAUACUAACAUCGCCGGCACUGCGUGUUAAACCAGCUCAUGCAUUAAUUGGGGCCAUGGCUCCAAUAUUCUCCCUGGUACUACCCAAGUAUCAAUUCAAGGGAGCAAACAAGAAGGGUAUUCCGGUUUCAAGAGAUCCAGCCGCCAUGCUUGCCAAAUACUCAGACCCACUGGUCUACACAGGACCCAUCAGAAUUCGCACCGGCCACGAAAUCCUGCGCAUCUCCGCCCACCUCAUGCAGCAUAUAAGCGCCGUCACCAUCCCCUUCUUCGUCCUCCAUGGAACUGCAGAUAGAGUCACAGACCCUCUGGCUUCUCAGGAUCUGUACAACCAGUCUGCUUCCAAGCACAAACACAUCAAGCUCUACCAAGGCCUUUUGCACGACCUUCUCUUCGAGCCCGAGCGCGAUGAGAUUGGUGCAGACAUUAUUGAAUGGAUGGAGAGCAGGUUGGAGCAGUGAAGGUGAUGAUGAAUGGAGAAAGGAGAAGGUGAAGGAGAUGCUUUUGGUUUGUUUACAGUUACUAGCUAGGUGGUAGCUUUUGUUGCUGUUUUAUGGGUAAUUUGUAUUCAUCUGAAGCCAUUCUGAAUUUGUUGGAUGGGAAUGAGAUUUUGAUGUUGUUAAUGUUGUUAGAUACUUUUAAUUGUAUUAGCCAUAUUAUUUUUAUCAGAUAUGUUUCUGAAAUAUUUUAUUGUAAUAUUUUUUAACCGG